Polypterus senegalus (gray bichir) is the source of this 998-nucleotide messenger RNA. Its product is annotated as zinc finger protein 773-like. Lineage: Eukaryota; Metazoa; Chordata; Cladistia; Polypteriformes; Polypteridae. The transcript has 3 exons. Bases 142 to 954 code for a protein of 270 amino acids. The record is from RefSeq and is a predicted model, not a curated record.
GCUAGCGUGCCUCAAAAUCACGUGAUGGGAGUAUUUGAAACAAGCUUCGAAGGGGCAUGCUUCGAAAGAUCGACACAGUGUCGAAACGUCCCCACACGGAAGAGAAAGAAACACAAGUCUGCCAUUUACUGUAACGUUUAAAUGGAUGUGAAAGAGGAGACGUGUGAGGCUGACAUGAAUAUCAAGGAGGAGAGGACCAUAAAUGUUAAGGAGGAGGACUGUGAGUGGGAGACUGUCCACCCCAAACAGGAGAGUCUGGACAUUAAGGAAGAUGACAGUAAAUUGGGGUCAGUAAAUAUUAAAGAGGAGUGUGUCAGCACUGAGAUACACAACUAUAGGAGAAUGGAGAGUGUUAAGGAAGAUGACGUUAAUUAUGGAGAUCAAGAUUGGGCAGUGACCGGGUUAGUCUCUUCUCAUAGCAGACACUCUUCAUCUCCAGAGUCUUCUAUCAAUGUAAAAUAUGAAUCAUUACAGUCUGACAGAAAGACGAAUGAAGAUGUUUCAUCUCCUAGAACACAGGAAGGUCAGUCAUCACCUAAGACGUCAUCUGAAACAAGAAUCAAACUUCAUUGCUGUUCUGAAUGUGGUAAACAGUUUUUACAGAAAUACUCACUUCAGAACCACCAAAGAGUUCACACAGGGGAGAAGCCGUAUUGUUGUUCUGAAUGUGGUAAAAUGUUGUCCCACAAAAACUCUCUUAAGAGCCACCAAAGAAUUCAUACAGGGGAGAAGCCAUAUUGCUGUUCUGAAUGUGGUAAAAUGUUUUCACAGAGAAGCAAUCUUCAGAGCCACCAAAAAUUUCACACAGGGUUGAAUUUGUAUUGCUGUUCUGAAUGUGGCAAAAAUUUUUUACAGAGAAGCAGUCUUCAGACCCACCAAAGAAUUCACACAGGAGAGAAAAAAAUGUCAAACUCCCGCACCUUGUCCACAGAUGAACCCAGUACAAUAUGCUAAGCAGAAGAAGAAAGAAUUCAAAAAGUUUGAUGAAAACAAAAAAA